Malus domestica (apple) is the source of this 1902-nucleotide messenger RNA. Its product is annotated as inositol-tetrakisphosphate 1-kinase 3. Gene Ontology annotation, cellular component: cytoplasm. Gene Ontology annotation, molecular function: ATP binding; inositol-1,3,4-trisphosphate 5-kinase activity; inositol-3,4,5,6-tetrakisphosphate 1-kinase activity. NCBI's taxonomy places the organism in Eukaryota, Viridiplantae, Streptophyta, Magnoliopsida, Rosales, Rosaceae. Gene Ontology annotation, biological process: inositol trisphosphate metabolic process. The record is from RefSeq and is a predicted model, not a curated record.
CAAAUCUUAUUUAAACUCUUAUUUCCACAUUUCGUAUUUCAUCAAUUUCGCUCUCAUCACAUACACAAUUUACGCACAUUACAAAACCAUCGUCAUCACCUUCACUUGUCUCUGUUCCUCUCUGCCUCUCUUGCUCUCUCUGUCGCAUCAGACGCCAUUAAACCUACCAGAUCUUCGGUACCCAGGAGUUAAAUUUUUGAAAUUAUCAUUCCAUGGUGAGAGAAAUGAGGGAGGAAAUGACGUACGGAAUCGAAGAAGGUGAGAGGGAGGAAGAAGGUGGGUUCCCUAAUACCAGUCAUAAGAGAUUGGUGGUGGUGGGUUACGCUCUUACCUCUAAGAAGAUUAAGAGCUUUUUGCAGCCAAAGCUCGAAGGUUUAGCUAGAAACAAGGGGAUAUUGUUUGUUGCUAUUGAUCAUAACAAGCCCCUUUCGGAUCAAGGCCCUUUUGACAUAGUGCUGCAUAAGCUGUCUGGAAAAGAGUGGCGCCAGAUUCUUGAGGGUAUAACUAACCCUCACUGUCAGCUGAAUGGGAGUUAGCGAACUUGAAGUGAUGUGAGUGAAUUUAGAUUUGGUACACCUGCUUUUGAGUGUCUAGGGCGCUAUAAGUUCUAGGAUAAGGUCUGCAAAAACCCUUCCUCAAAAUCCUAUUUCGGGCGCUGGUUGUGAUGGCUGGUCCAACAUUUGGGUGCAUUUAGAUUGCUGGCCCUCAAUUAUACACUGGACUAUAGGCAAACACACCCAGAAGUCACCGUUCUUGAUCCUCCUGAUGCCAUACAACAUUUACACAAUCGUCAAUCCAUGCUCCAGGCGGUUGCUGAUUUGAACUUGUCUGACUCUUAUGGCAAAGUUGGGGUUCCCAAACAGUUGGUUGUUAAGAAAGAUGCAUCGUCCAUCCCUGAUGCUGUUGCAAAUUUUGGGCUGAAACUACCCAUUGUUGCAAAGCCACUGGUCAAUGAUGGAAGCAAAAAGUCACAUGAAUUAUCACUUGCUUACGAUCGGUACUCUCUCCAAAAGCUUGACCCUCCUCUUGUUCUUCAGGAGUUUGUAAACCAUGGAGGCGUUCUUUUUAAAGUCUAUAUAGUUGGUGAAGCUAUAAAAGUGGUCAGGCGUUUCUCUUUACCGGAUGUUACGAAACGAGAGCUCUCCAAAACGGCUGGAGUAUAUCGUUUUCCGAGGGUUUCUUGCGCUGCAGCGUCAGCAGAUGAUGCAGAUCUGGACCCAUGCAUUGCUGAACUUCCUCCGCGACCAUUACUUGAGAAACUUGCCAAGGAACUUCGCCGUCGACUGGGUCUGCGAUUGUUCAACUUGGAUAUGAUCCGAGAGCAUGGGACCAGAGAUCGGUUUUAUGUCAUUGACAUUAACUACUUCCCAGGGUAUGGGAAAAUGCCGGAAUAUGAGCACAUAUUCACGGACUUCCUCUUAAGCCUGGUGAAGGGGAAGCUCAAAAAGAGAUCUGGCUGAAAACUUUUCCAUCGACUCUGCUUCGAGGUGACAGUCUUAACGCAGAUAGCAAAGCACCUAAAUAAGAUUCUGCAGGGCAAGGUUCCGUCCCACGUACAGUGACUGGUGUGGAUCCCUGCCGAUGGCUGAAGGAGUAUGUUUGUCCGUACAUUCAAGUUGCUAACGGGAGAUGUUCAGCCCGGAAUAAUGCAUCGUGUACAGAGUUCUCAUAAAUCUAACGGCUCUGUUUGUUGGUUCGUUUUCUUCCUACUCGCUUGCGAUGUUGGCAGGUAACGUGAGCAGCUGCUGAUUACACAAUCACAUACUUUGUCGGGCUUUUUAUGUAGGACGUGCAUAUAUCCCUGCGAUGUAUCAGUUUAAUUUCGGAUUUGAUCUGCAUUUUCAUUUUUGAAGCUAAUAAAGAUCGAAAAGAUGCAAUUCUAGUGUCCCUUCGUUUCUUUAA